This is a messenger RNA of Penicillium cataractarum, 2757 nucleotides long. RefSeq lists its product as uncharacterized. The transcript has 2 exons. Bases 1 to 2757 code for a protein of 918 amino acids. The record is from RefSeq and is a predicted model, not a curated record. Lineage: Eukaryota; Fungi; Ascomycota; Eurotiomycetes; Eurotiales; Aspergillaceae.
AUGAAGGUUUCACUCGCUUGCCUUUCGCUGUGGGCGACCACUGCUAUUGCGCUAGCAAGAAACGGUGUUGACGGGUCAAUUCCAACGCUGGUCCCGACGGUUCCUGCGACGAUUCCUAACGAUGUCGACUCACCAGCAGUCACUCCUCGCGCAUUGGGACUUGGAGUGAGCGCAGGCGCAGACGUACUGGGAAUCACUGCUACUGUCACAAUUACUGUUGGAAUCACAAUUGAUAUCGGAGAGACCAUUACUUGCACUGAGACGGUUACUCGGGAAAAAACAGUUACAAGAACUGUCGCCGGUCCAACUACUACGUUGACUCGAACUAUCACAGAUGUUUCGACCACAACGAAGACUAUCACGACCGGUGGAGCAACCGUGACGGACGUUUCUACUGUCACAGUUACCGGGCCAGGCUCAACGGUUACUACUACUUUACCUGGAUCAACUAUAACCGAGCCAGCAUCUACGGUCACAAGUACCGUCUCAGGGCCAACGGUCACCGAGCCAGGGUCUACAAUUACGACGACUCUGCCCGGGUCGACUAUCACUCAGCCGGGAUCAACAAUCACAGAGCCUGGCUCGACAGUAACUGAACCAGGUUCGACGGUUACAACAACAUUGCCUGGCUCGACAGUGACAGAGCCUGGAUCGACUAUUACUCUGCCUGGAUCUACUGUGACUGAGCCUGGAUCGACUAUUACUCUGCCUGGAUCUACUGUGACUGAGCCUGGGUCUACUGUGACUGAGCCUGGAUCUACGGUGACUGAGCCCGGGUCGACAGUGACUGAGCCUGGAUCGACUAUUACUCUGCCUGGAUCUACUGUGACUGAGCCUGGGUCUACUGUGACUGAGCCUGGGUCUACUGUGACUGAGCCCGGGUCUACUGUGACUGAGCCCGGGUCGACAGUGACUGAGCCCGGGUCGACAGUGACUGAGCCUGGAUCGACUAUUACUCUGCCUGGAUCUACUGUGACUGAUCCUGGAUCUACUGUGACUGUGCCCGGGUCGACGGUGACUGAGCCAGGCUCAACAAUUACAGAGCCAGGUUCAACAAUCACUGAGCCUGGUUCGACUAUUAUAAGCACAGUCGAUGGGUCGACUGUGACUAUUCCGGGGUCCACAAUUACAAUCUCAGGAUCAACAAUCACCCUUCCAGGUACGACCAUCUCUGGGUCUGUCACCACUAUUCCAGCAUCAACCAUCACGAUCCCAGCCUCGACAGUAACAACUACCAUCACCCAGCCUGCGAGCACUAUCACAUUGCCCGGAGGAACCACUACUUUGCCAGGCUCAACUAUUACCUCCACAAUCACCUACCCAGCAAGCACGGUCACUAUCAUUGGAUCGACCACUAUCAUCGAUACGGUCACCAUCCCAGGUCCAACCGAGACAGUGCCCACGACAAUCACCGAGACUGUUCCUGGAUCAGGAACAACUCGGACACAGACGAACGAGAGGACGGUCACCACGACUAUUUCGUUGUCUGUGUGCUCGACCCUUGUCGCCAAUCCAACAUAUACGCCCACAACCGCGCUUCCCGAUGACUACACCUGGGGCUGUGCUCCGGGAUAUCUCUGCCAGCCCCCUCAUACGGGCGAUCGUGCUAACUGCAAUGUCGAGGCCAACCUUCCCGCAGAUGGCUACGUCUGUGCUCCUUCCGAAUGUGUUCUUGCUCCUCCCUUGAUCUAUAACCAUUCUAUUGAGGGUGGCCAGCAGUACAACUUCAGCCAAGAUUAUUACAACCUUGACCCGCGGGAGUUUGGUCUGAAUUAUAGCAUCUUCCAGUACACUGAGACUUACACGAUUUCCAGCCGCAAGAGAAGCAUGUUCGCUCCCCUUGUGGACCUUGUCGCCCCGAAACACAAGAGGGCGUCUGGCAGCAUCCCCUCUAUCUGCUAUAACAGCUGCAAUGAUGCUGCUCAAGAGCCUCAAUUGAUUGGCAAGGUAGCAGCACUAUGUGAAAGUGACUCUGCCUUUAUGAUAGACUUGAACAGUUGCAAGUCGUGCAUCAGUCGUUGGGCCUCAACGCCGUCAGAAGUGUAUUCGCAAACGCUGUUGCCAUCGUUCUCCCAGUGGCUCAACUUCUGCGCUGAUGUGACGACGACUGCCGCUAGUACCACGACACAAUCGACAGCUGCUACCACCACUGCCGAGACUACUGCUACAAGCACGGGCUCAAGCUCGACCAGCGACUCAACGGCGACGUCGCCUACGCCUACGGCCACGGGAGGGAGUACCCAGACGAGUGCAUCUGCCAGCACCCAAACUAGCGAUUCGAGUAGCUCAUCUACCAGCGAGUCAAGUGUCUCUGGCUCGACCUCUGGCUCUUCUGACACUUCUGGGUCGACUUCCGGAACUUCAGGAGCCACUGGCUCAGCGACCGGAUCUAGCAUUGGCAGUUCCAUCACCGGGGCAAGUACCUUGGCAACCGUCACAGGCUCAAACUCCGCUGGAGCAAGUGGAACGACAAGAGACAACACAGGCUCAUCUUCGGGCUCAACAGGCACCGGUUCCGGCGCAACGGGCGUCGAUGCCAUUGGUGUUGGGGCUACCGGUACAAACACAUCUGGCACGAGUCCCACUCAAACGAGCUCCCAGGGUGUCGGCGGCUCAUCUGGCUCAUCCGGAAGCCAGUCUGGCACAGCCAGCGCAUCUGCAUCUUCUCCCACAUUCAAUGCGGCACCAUCAAUGAAGAGUGUUCCACGUACGGGCUUCUUGGGUCUGUUGUUGGCUAUUCUCGCGUCACUCCUUUAA